Pocillopora verrucosa is the source of this 2815-nucleotide messenger RNA. RefSeq names its product kelch-like protein 8. The record is from RefSeq and is a predicted model, not a curated record. Lineage: Eukaryota; Metazoa; Cnidaria; Anthozoa; Scleractinia; Pocilloporidae. Gene Ontology annotation, molecular function: protein binding.
GUUCAUUGCAGCUGAUUUAUUGACACAGAAAUUGUCUAAAUAGGAGACCUCGUUAAAUGUGAUUGGUCUUUCGCAUGACAAGGUGAUGAAUCAAGGACUUCUUUUUUAAGUGUACGUCGAAUGGCGCAGCUGGAGAGAUAAGGUAGCCUCCAAGUGACACUUUCCGCCUUGAAGAGACAUAAUGCUCAGCCUGAACAUAAUGGACGACGGCGAAAAUGGAAAUACAAUCAUAACGUGUAUUAUCUUUUAAGACUAUUUUGCGCAUGAUCUCUGUAUAAUCCAAUUCUGAAACUGCGACAAAGGCUUUGAGAAUGGCAAGCUCUAAGCAGAAUAAUAACCCUAGGGCAAGCAAACGGAUAGACUACAGUUCAAAUCCGUGUUAUUUUGCCGCUAUAUUUGAUCGUUUUUACAAUAUGAGAUCUAAUAUGGAACUUUGCGAUGUGACAUUGAAAGUAGGCAAUGUAACGUUUGCUGCUCACCGCUUGAUUCUCGCUGGCAACUCGCCGUACAUACGAAAUAUCUUUGCUUCGGAAAAUUCUGGAACACUUCAACAAGAAAUUGCUUUGCCAAGCAUUUUUCGAGAAGACACCGUGAGAUUGAUUUUAGAUUAUUUCUACUCUGGCAACUUGGUAAUUAACACAGACAACUGCGAAGAGCUUCUUUCACUGGCUUCCCUCUUACAGAUACAAGAAAUUGUUGAAGAGCUCCAGGAAUUUGUCAUUUCAAACCUUCAAGCAUCCAACUGUCUGCGGUUUCAAAGCUUAGCCCAUAAACUUAAACUUACAAAUUUCAAAGCUAAAAUUGACCGUUUUGUUGACUGGAACUUCAAGAGCCUACUUAAAGAGCCUGACUUUUUGGCAAUGUCCGCUGAGCACCUAAUCGAAGUAAUUGGAAGCGAAAAUAUACGAGUUAAACGCGAGGAGACUGUGUACGAGGCAGUUUAUAGGUGGUUCAGACAGGACCCAAAUGGAAGAGCAAGCAAGGCAGAAAGAGUGUUCAGGGAGAUCCAUUUUGAACAGAUCCCGUCAAAGUACCUCACCAAAGAAAUCGUUCCAAAUCUUUGUGAAAAGUACAAUAUUUGCGUCGAUCGGGUGAAGGAGGCUUUAGACCAACACGCAUCUGGGAACAACACACACAAAACACAAACAUCUAAAUCAGAUUUUGCAAGAAAGCCACAAGACGUGAUCUAUGUUAUUAGCUGUAGAACAAACCUCGUGGAACGAUUCGAUUCGGUGACUUGCGCAUGCGUGCGCUGCCAUGAGAUGACAGGACCGGCGGGAACCGUAGAGAGUUUGAGCGAAAACCGCUACGCAGUUGUCGUGGGACAUGAACUUUAUUGCGUGUGCAGUAGCAAAGUUGACAAGUUUAAUUUGUUGGAACUUUGCUGGACUGAAGUGGGUGAAGGUGUUGACGUCCGUGAUUCAGGUGUUUGUGCAGGAAAAGAUUGUAUUUUUGUGGUGGGUGGAAGGCAGAAAGGAGAAUCAGCUUAUGAAUUUAAUCUGGAAACACAGGAGUGGACAGAUCUUCCAAAUAUGAGUAACAGCAGGCGAUGUCCAGGUGUGACAUUUUUGUCUAGUAAACUGUACGUGAUUGGUGGACACAGCCCAGAUGGGGCCUUAGCCUCCAUCGAACGCUAUGACACAAAACAAGAAAAGUGGACCUCUUUGAAGUCAAUGAACUUCCCGCGUUUUCUUUUGAGAGCAUGCGCGAUAGAUGGGCUGGUAUAUGUUGUGGGCGGCAGGAACAACGAGCGGAGCCUGGACACGAUAGAGGUGUUCGACCCGAAGGCAAAGAGCUGGACCAUACUAAAUGAAAAAAUGCAAGACUCAAGGAAUGAUUUUGGACUUGUAACACGAGAUAAUCAGAUCUUCUGCAUCGGUGGACGUGGUGUGAAGUCAAUUGAGUGUUUUGAUGUGGUAGCUAAGCAAUGGAAAAAUGUUGGCUCGACGGGAGAGAAUAACUUUAGCAUGAGUUGCGUGUUUUAUCUGCCAUUUUAGGAAAACAGUUUAAAGACAGGUAUAAGCCAUAAAUCAAAAAUUUGUGAUGACACCUGUAAAGCGAGCAGGCCGACACAGUGCGAAACUAAAAACUAUAAAGUUUCAAAAGGAAUUUUCUGCUAACCGUAUUGAACAUUAUCAAAAUACUAUAAAGUAAUAUGUUCUAGCUCUCCGAAUGCACUGAUCUAUAGACAUUGUAGUUGAGUAGUGCCCUUUGUAUGAAAUGGCUACUUUUUCGGAUGCUUAGUUAAAUAGGAAUCGAAAGGUAAGAGGAGGAACUUUAAAGAGAGUUACAACCGAAGGUAGACAUUAUCAUUAGUGUGUUUGGUUUUUAUGAUAGCAAACUGUAGUACGGAACCUUUGAUUAAACGUGGCUUACGCGGGGUGUUGAAAUGAUUCAAACUAGUGAAAAACUGGCACUAUGACAAAACUAACUUGCGGGUAGGCCUCGUCUUCGCGCUGCAGAACGAUAUAUAUAAAGGGAAGUUUACAGGGGGUCUGGCACUAAUAGUGCCACAUUAUCAUUGCUAGACCCCUUGCAGAAGAGCUCUCGCCGGCCAGCGUUGAUCAAGGCCUCCUACUUUCCCGCAGGCGAAAAAACGCUCUUGGCGAAGCGUAAAUGAUGGGAACCUGCUCGCAGGCUAUAACAAGAGGGUCUCAGUCCAAACGUUGGAAAGAAAGGAAUGUUUCGAUAUACCAUGCAAAUUAAAUUACAUUCUUUAAGGAUGAACAUGUGCCCCAAAAUCAAUCAUGUGCGCUAAGAUUGAUCUUUUUUCCUUGUCUCUUUUUUCAGUGUAAGUAUCUUUGAAUAAAAACAA